AUGCAGGUGAUACAUCGAAUUAAUUUGCCCUUCAAAGUUAAGUAUAAACACAUCAUUGGAUCAAGAGGAUAUGUAAUAUCCAGAAUCCAACGAAAACGUAAGGUGCACGUACACAUUCCGAAAAAUGAGGACCCAGACAACAGAGUCAUCAUUACUGGAUAUCAGCAGGGUGUUCAAGCUGCCGUGGAAGAUAUUCGUAAGAUUAUUCGCAGACGUAUCAGUAGCAGAAGGAAAAUAGAGAAAAGGGUUACAUACCGGUAUUAUGGCAACACCAUUGUCUGUCCUAAACUUGGGAAAGUUUCAAGUUUGGAACACUUAGAAUAUCUUAAGGAUCGUUCGUUGAGUUUGAAAAAACCUAAAAAUAAAAGAAACUUGAAAAAACAUGGAGUGGUGAAUACAAAGAAAAAGGUAAUUGAACCUAGUGUUCUUUCUUGGCCACCUGGCACCAGAAGGCAGAGUAUGAAAAGGAUUGCAAGAUGGCAUCGUGUAGAUCUUCGAAUUGUUCACAGAUUGUUUCCAAUUACUGGAAUGAAAAAACAAAAGAGAAAAUUAUGUAUCUCAUUUGCUGAACUUGAAAAAACAAUAUGUCAGUCACAAAAGCCUGCAAAUAAGGCUUUAUUUUAAG
Molecule: messenger RNA, 625 nt
Organism: Limulus polyphemus (Atlantic horseshoe crab)
Lineage: Eukaryota; Metazoa; Arthropoda; Merostomata; Xiphosura; Limulidae
Exons: 3
Coding region: 1-624 (207 amino acids)
Molecular function (GO): RNA binding
Source: RefSeq, a predicted model, not a curated record